AUGGGGUAAACAAUCGGGCCGGCAAGCUUUGGCUUUACUUGAUAAGAAUACGCGAUACGAAACACACUUUUUUCCACGGCGCUCCCUUGAGUCAUUUUCCAGCGAUUCACACACCCAGUUGGGCCCAAGACACCAUGGAUCCCGUCUAUCCAGCUGCGCCCUUGGUGGCGCCCAAGGGAUACGUCGAGCUGCAGUCCGUCCCUGAGCAGCAGCACCUUCUGCCAGCGGCGCCACCCAGCUACGACCAGGCCACAACCAUUCCGGCGGAAACCACGGGACCGGGACCAGCUCCAGGUCCAUCUCCAGCGCCAGCCACCACCACCAGUACCCAGCACACGGUCGUCGUGGUGCCCGGUUCACCCUACGGCCCGGAGCCCAUGGACGUACAGUGUCCGUACUGCCACAACUUCGCCCGGACACGGGUCUCCUUCAAGCCCAACUCGCGCACCCAUCUGAUAGCCUUGAUAUUGUGCCUGUUCCAGUUGUACUGCUGCGUGUGCCUGCCGUAUUGCAUUGCCAGUUGCAUGAGCAUCAAUCACUACUGUGGCAUGUGCGAUCGCUAUUUGGGCACCUACGAUCGCAAGUAGGAGACCAAGAAUUUCGGGGCUACCUGUUCAUGUGUACACAUUUUCUUCAAGUAAUUAGUUAAUAAAUGGACUGCAGCACGCAAUGCGAACUAAAGCGAAGUAUUUCGUCAUUACCAGUGACGCUUUAAAGUUUUAAAGUGGCACGGAACUACAUUUUUGUGUUAGGGGAAUUAGCCCAUUUUCAGAUAUUGUUUGUAAGCAAUAAACAAAAUGUUAAAUGUAACUAUAAA
Molecule: messenger RNA, 817 nt
Organism: Drosophila erecta
Lineage: Eukaryota; Metazoa; Arthropoda; Insecta; Diptera; Drosophilidae
Product: lipopolysaccharide-induced tumor necrosis factor-alpha factor homolog
Exons: 2
Coding region: 135-587 (150 amino acids)
Molecular function (GO): zinc ion binding
Source: RefSeq, a predicted model, not a curated record